AUGAGUUUCCAACCCCUCAACCCCCGCCCAUUCCUCCAGGCCCGCGUCGGCACCGAGCUCAUCAUCCGCCUCAAAUGGGGCCAGACCGAAUACCGCGGCACACUAGAAAGCAUCGACUCGUACAUGAACGUUUUGCUCAGGGAUACAGAGGAAUAUAUUGAUGGGAAGAAUACUGGUAGUCUUGGAUUGGUUUUGAUAAGAUGUAACAAUAUUCUCUGGAUGGCUAGUGCUGAUGGUGUCGAAAUGACGGAUCUGGGGUUAAAGUGA
Molecule: messenger RNA, 267 nt
Organism: Talaromyces marneffei
Lineage: Eukaryota; Fungi; Ascomycota; Eurotiomycetes; Eurotiales; Trichocomaceae
Exons: 4
Coding region: 1-267 (88 amino acids)
Biological process (GO): mRNA splicing, via spliceosome; spliceosomal snRNP assembly
Cellular component (GO): catalytic step 2 spliceosome; U1 snRNP
Molecular function (GO): RNA binding
Source: RefSeq, a predicted model, not a curated record